AUGAAAUUUAAAGCCAUAUUAGAUAAAGCUCAAAUCACGGAAAAUCAGAAACAGGAAAAGAAAUACAUGUCACCGCCGCCAGAAAUCUCGUCAGAGAACCUCGCCCCAAAAAUAAAGAAAAGAGCCUACAAGUACGACCACGUCCACGCAAGAGUCGACUCCUCUCCUCCGCGACUGAACAUCAGCGAGCGUUACCACAAUCUGGAGUACUGGAGUAAGAAUCUAAAACAGUUAUGGAAGGAAAAUGAAAGGCUGCUGAUGCUGAUUAGAAAAGUACAGCUUUCAGGGGGCAAAGUGGAUUGUCAUUGGUCCUUCGAGCCUCGCCGUUCACUGCAGUACUACCAGACGAGAGUGGACUUCCUAAAAAGGGUUCACUACGAUAAUUUGAACCUGUAUAAACGCAUCAACAAUACGGAUUCUCGCGUGGAGUCAACAGCGUCUCUUCGACGCAUUUGGUCCCGCAAUCGAAAAGAGAUAGUUUUCCGCGCCGAAAACGCUUUCGUGCUCUUCCCUCCCACACCCCAGGAGAUUAUUGAGGAUGCUGCAUUCAUAUCACCACCGGGAGUUAAGAGACCAAGGGUGUACAUGACUAUUGGUUUCCUCGGCUGCGCUGACAUCGGUGAACUGUGUUUUGAGCUUUUCACCGAUGUAUGCCCGCAGACAUGCCAGCUGUUCACAGAACUUCUGGAUGGAGACAAGAUAGGGCAUGGCUAUGUUGGGACUUGCUUCUUCAGGUAUGGAGAUAAAGGUCAAAUUUUCUGUAAACUAUGGUUUCCAGAUCCAGUUAGUUAG
Molecule: messenger RNA, 792 nt
Organism: Arctia plantaginis
Lineage: Eukaryota; Metazoa; Arthropoda; Insecta; Lepidoptera; Erebidae
Source: the annotation of a GenBank genome assembly